AUGCCACGCACAGCUCCCGCCAAGGGUCGCCACAUCUCCUACAACGCUGAUGGCGAGCUCUGCAUGACGGUGGUGGACCCGGUGACGCGCAAGCUUCUCAUCCCGACGCAGUACAUCUUCGAAACCCGCGCCCAACAGCGUGGCACGCUUCCCUCGCUCUGCCAGCUCUUUCUUUCUGGUCGGUGCCGCAAAGGCCAGGGAUGCUACCAGCUGCACGCCGACUGGGAGGCAGUGCAACGACUUCGCUCUCAGGUGGAUAGCCUUCCCUGCUGCUGCCCCACUCACGGAGAUAAGGACCACAUCGGCGUCUUAGAGAAUGCCCUGCUGCGCGAGUCCGUCUCGCUGGGCCACCCCCACUCUCACCACCAUGGAAACAGCGAGCAAAACAGCGCCGAUGCUGCUGCCGCUGCCGAGUCGACCGUUGGUGCGAACGACGUUGUGCUAUACGUGCCGGGCUGCUCCUUCUUUGAGGGGAGCUACGCGCCACUGGACCGCGUGAGCUACACGGUCGGGCUGCGUCGCCUACUGGAGGAGCAGCGCGUCUUGCUUACCCCGUCCACGGCGCGCAUCAGCCUACUGAACCAGGUCACAGGGUUCCCUGAGGAGAAGAUUGUUGCGGACGCGUCGGCGGCGACGGUGUGCCGCCUGCACGCGAUGGGACGGUGCCGGUACGCCGAGGAGUGCAAGUUCCUGCACCUUUGCAAGGACCUCACGACGGCCGACCCGCAGCUCACGGCAUCCCCGGCUACGGGCGGCGUCAACGGCAACGCCAACUGCGCCGCUCCCGGGUCGUUUGAGGCAAGCACCACCACCGCGGGUCUCACGAACGGCACGGAGACCUCUUCUAUGCCUUCUGAUCGCCGGUUGAAGAGUUCCCACUACCACAGCAGCUCCGCCGCUUUGAACACACCGGGCGCCCCCGUUCGCCAAUCCGUCUUCACUUCCAUCAGCCUCCAGCAGCAGCAGCAGCUGCCCCUCGGCAACGGUGGCGCUUUGGCGGCAGACCCCGCUGGCAUUGCGACUAUGGUGAAGGUCGGGUUGGCCUCCUCCCUGCAGCCGUCGCAAAGCAUGUCGUACCACCAGGAUCCGUCCGUGAUGGUUCCGGCGGACGGGAGCACCGGCAGUGCUCGCGGCUCGUCGAGGCCGUACUUGAUGGGCAGCGCUGGUGCCUCUGAGAGUGGCCGGCUGCUGGUGCCGCAGCGUGAGGACGUCAGCAACGGCAUCGAGGGCGCUGGCACCGCCUCUGCGGUGCCCUACCUGUCAAAGAGCUGUGGCUACCGUAUCGGCGCCGUUGGGACGACGUCGCUGCCGCAGCGGCCGCUACAGAUUGAGAGUGGAGUUAUGCCCCAAAUGAUGAACGCGAGCACCGGCAGCUUCCCCGGCAGCAGUCAACAGAAUAACUCCUCGCCCUCGGCAGCCCCGUAUGGCCUUUCGCCAACGAAAGGCAACCGUGUUCGCGUGUCCCUCAGCCUCCCCGCGACCAGCUCCACAUCGGCACUGACGUACGGGGCGGCGCUUGGCACAUCGAACAGUUCGGAUAAGACGAGCUCGCCGCCGGCGGAGGGGUCGAUGGGGAUGUCGUCAAGCCACAACAGUUUUUCGCGGUCGGUGACGCAGAUGCAGGCCUCGUCGAACUCCACACGCUGGCAUCACAACCCGUACCUGGCCUCAUGGCCCAAGACAGAAGCUCCAUACGGGUGCUCCGGCAAGUGCGACGGCCUCAGGUGCCACCCAACCGGUUUCUACGCGCUCCCGAUCGCGCGCGCGGCGUGA
Leishmania major strain Friedlin is the source of this 1773-nucleotide messenger RNA. RefSeq lists its product as hypothetical. The transcript has a single exon. The record is from RefSeq and is a predicted model, not a curated record. Bases 1 to 1773 code for a protein of 590 amino acids. Lineage: Eukaryota; Euglenozoa; Kinetoplastea; Trypanosomatida; Trypanosomatidae. Gene Ontology annotation, molecular function: metal ion binding.